AUGUCAGACCUCAAUGCUACCGUCCAGGAGACCAAGAACGGCUUCCACGUCGAAGGAUACGAGAAGAUCGAAUACGACUUCACGUUCCUUGAUGGGAUCUUCAACACUGGUAACCCCCAGCUCGCCAAAUGUUAUGAGCGCUGGGGUCGUUGCCUUGCUGUCAUGGACUUGAACAUCUACAACAUCUACGGGGAGGAGAUGCAGAGAUACUUUGAUCAUCAUGGCCUGCCGUUGACGAUCCACAAGACCAUGAUUGGCGAGAAGGCCAAGUCGAUGGACACCCUCCUCAGCAUCGUGGAUUCCAUGACCGACUUUGGAAUUAUCCGAAAGGAGCCUGUUCUUGUAGUGGGUGGAGGUUUGGUGACUGACGUUGCUGGAUUUGCUUGUGCGGCUUACCGGAGAAAUACCAACUUCAUCCGCAUCCCUACUACAGUUAUCGGCCUGAUCGAUGCUAGUGUCAGCAUUAAGGUUGCGGUCAACUACGGUAAUUACAAGAACCGACUUGGAGCGUACCACGCUCCGAUGCACACGUUCUUGGACUUCUCGUUCUUGAGGACCCUGCCUGAAGGUCAAGUCCGGAAUGGCUUUGCGGAGCUGAUCAAGAUCUCGACCUGUGCCCAUAAGCCAACAUUUGACCUGUUGGACAAGUAUUGUGAGAAGCUUAUCACUUCACGCUUCGGCCGUGAGGGCAAUGACGAGGAAGUUCUGAAGGCGGCGGAUGAGAUAAACCGCGCCGGUAUCCAUGAGAUGCUCAAGCUCGAGACGCCCAAUCUUCACGAAAUUGGCCUGGAUCGUGUCAUUGCGUACGGCCAUACUUGGAGCCCUCUUCACGAGCUCUCGCCGACUGUUCCCUUGCGUCACGGGCAUGCCAUCUCCAUCGACAUGGCCUAUUCCGCGACAUUGGCGAACCAGCGCAAGCUGCUUAGUGACGAGGAGCACCGCAGACUGUUGAAUCUGUUCUCGAGGGCGGGUCUGUCUAUGGACCACGAACUGUUCGACGAGGAUAUGCUAGACAAGGCCACCAAGGCCAUCCUGAAGACCCGAGAUGGUCUGCUACGUGCUGCCGUCCCGAACCCGAUCGGAACAUGUGUUUUCCUGAACGAUGUUUCGGCCGAGGAGAUGAACGCUGCUUUGCGACGACACAAGGAGCUCAUGAGGGAGUACCCACGAGAGGGUGCUGGCAUUGACGCCUUCGUCGAUUCCAGCGAUACUGGGUACACGAUCAACGACAAGCCUGUCGAAGAGGCAAUGCAUGAAUCGAAGAAGGUCAUGAAUGGUAUGAGCAACGGCCACGUCAAUGGCAAGGCACACGGUCAAACGAAUGGUCUGCCCAACGGCCUGCAGGAAGUCAUGGCGAAUGGGUAUGAGAACGGGUACAAGAACUAA
This is a messenger RNA of Cucurbitaria berberidis CBS 394.84, 1386 nucleotides long. RefSeq names its product Dehydroquinate synthase-like protein. The transcript has 4 exons. The coding region runs from base 1 to 1386 and encodes 461 amino acids. Gene Ontology annotation, biological process: antibiotic biosynthetic process. Gene Ontology annotation, molecular function: 3-dehydroquinate synthase activity. NCBI's taxonomy places the organism in Eukaryota, Fungi, Ascomycota, Dothideomycetes, Pleosporales, Cucurbitariaceae. The record is from RefSeq and is a predicted model, not a curated record.